Messenger RNA from Cyclocybe aegerita, 1674 nucleotides. The record is from the annotation of a GenBank genome assembly. Lineage: Eukaryota; Fungi; Basidiomycota; Agaricomycetes; Agaricales; Hemipholiotaceae.
AUGGAUUCGAGGACAACGAAUUAUAUAUCUGUGGUCGUCUGCCGACCUGCGUUCUUUUCUCCUCCCCCCUCUCUCCAAUCUGUCCAAUUUCAAGGUCUAGGCGGAAUCUCGGGCCGGCCCGAUACAUCCGCAUCAGAACGCUCCCUUGCCGAAGGCAACCCCACACGCGCCGCGCGCUUGAGAAGCGGACCACGCAUUUUACCUGAUUUUACUCCUUCGACUCGAACCACAUCAUUGCCGGGGCCGUGCGCAAGUCACCGCCUACGCCGCCACAAACGACGACGACGACGACGACGCCGACGGAAGAAUUUUCAGAGCAGCGCCACCGUGCCCCACAUCUUGAACUUCGAUCAGGACAUUUGCACCCGCGAACACGACCGCCUUUGUUGGCGCAAGGAUCGAUACGUCACAGCUUUUUUGCAGCUCCACGACGACGGACGACGAAUCCGUUGGAUAUCUUGCAUUGAAGACUUCGACGGCACGGCCUCUGCUUUUGUGUCGAUAGGUUCUAUACCAGCUUUUUGCGGGACGCCCAGUACAGAACCACCCACAACUCCUUUUGGGCUUUCUCGAGCACCUCCAGAGUGCGCUUCUUCCUUUCACUUUCCCAUCGCCAUCCCCCACCCCGCAGCUCCUCUUGUCAUUUCACACCCCACACUCUACGUCGUCAUUAACCUCCUCCGGCGCCUCGCUCUAUUCGCGCUGUCACAGAUUUUUGACAGUUUUGCUCAUUCAGAACUCCGCUGGCCCGACCCACAUACCCUCAUUGAGACCGACUUACGAUACAACAUGCCUCGAAUGAACCUCUAUUCACGCCUUGGCGUGCCUACCACCUUCGACGCCGCUCACAAACACGUUACAUCGCCCUUUAUACGCUCGCCUAUCAUUUUUGCCGCCGUUAGGCUACUGAUAGCCUUUUAUAUGCUUACCACAUUGCUGGUGACGCUGAUAUGGCAGUCCGUGAAGGAGGAUCGGGGGUCAAGUUACUUCUCGUACUUCACGUACCUAACCUUUAUCGGUCUCUGUGCGCACUACUUCGCCGCAGGAACGCAAACAUUCUUCCAUGCACUCGCAUGGCGGAAAUUAGGUGCAGGGGCAGGUUAUCCGCUCCAGAGAUGGCCGAGGGCGCUGCAGGCGAUGCAUGUCGUACUGCAAGCUACUGUUGUUACUUUCCCGAUCGUUGUGACUGUUGUGUUUUGGGCACUUCUUUCGAACGCCUCAACUUUUGAGACGAGCUUUUCUGCAUGGUCAAACAUUUCCGUACAUGCGCUCAAUACUGUCUUUUCCCUCGUCGAAAUCCUACUAACGAACUCACCACCCGCACCGUGGCUAACACUACCUUUCUGUCUGUUGUUCCUCGGGGGAUACCUCGGCGUCGCGUACAUCACGCACGAGACGCAAGGAUUCUACACAUAUUCAUUCCUCGACCCCAAAAGACAAGGGGCCAAACUCGCCGCAUACAUCAUUGGCAUCGCUGUGGGCGAGAUCAUCGUAUUCUGUGCCAUCCGCGGGCUCAUCGUCCUGCGCGAGCGCUGGGCGGUGCGGACGCGGCGGGUGCUUGACGUGGGUGACGCAGAGGGCAGUACGGGCGGGCGCGAGAGCGAGGAGUGGGAAGAGGUCGUGGGUGUAAGCCCGGUUAGGGUGGUUAGUAGCGGGAAGGUUGCGGAUGUGUAG